Messenger RNA from Labrus bergylta (ballan wrasse), 1471 nucleotides. RefSeq lists its product as uncharacterized. Gene Ontology annotation, molecular function: aldose reductase (NADPH) activity. Gene Ontology annotation, cellular component: cytosol. NCBI's taxonomy places the organism in Eukaryota, Metazoa, Chordata, Actinopteri, Labriformes, Labridae. The record is from RefSeq and is a predicted model, not a curated record.
AUAAUUAACUACUGGAGACAGAUAAGGCAGAAAUGGAGAAAGAUAUAGUGAGUGCGGAGGGAACAAAAAAGAAACACCAGAUACAGAGAAGUUUAAUCAGCAAGGAAAGAGGACGUUGACUCAGCAGAAGCAGUUUGAGGGGAAAAAGAGGAAGAGGAAAGCCCUGACACUGUGUGUGUGGCGAGUGUAUGCUCUUAUUUGUUUCUCUCUUGUAGUGGUUAAAUGUACUCCACGGAGGACUCACAGGUGGCCAGGACCAUAGAGCUGAAUGAUGGUACUAGAAUGCCAGUUUUAGGCCUGGGAACAUGGAAGUCCUACCAUCUUCCCCGCACCUCAGUCCAAGGAGCUGUUGAGGCCGCCAUUGCUGCUGGCUACCGCCACAUAGAUACAGCUUACAACUAUGGCAAUGAGGUUGAAAUUGGAAAGGCUCUGCGCUCUAAGAUGCAGCAGGGCAUCAUCAAACGAGAGGACAUGUUCAUCGUUAGUAAGCUGUGGCUUACUCAUUAUGCCCAAGAGGACAUCCCUGUGUGCUUGAAUAAGUCAUUGAAUGAUCUAAAGCUGGAUUACCUGGAUCUUUACCUGAUACAUUUCCCCGUUGGAUUCAAGAAAAUGGGUGAUGAGCUUUUUCCGAAGAAGGAUGGACAGAUGCUAACCUCUGAUAUAGACUAUGUAGAUGUUUGGAGGGGGAUGGAAGCCCUGCUGGCCUCAGGGAAAGUGAAGAGCAUUGGUGUGUCCAACUUCAACAUCUUGCAGCUGGAGAGACUUCUAGCUCUGUGCAGGGUGCCUCCUGUCGUCAAUCAGGUGGAGCUUCAUCCCUACCUGGUGCAGACUGAAUUAAUAGAGUUCUGUAAAUCCAGGAACAUUGCCCUGACUGCCUACAGCCCCUUUGGCUCGCCUGCGAGACCCCCAGAGUUAUUCAGAGGAGAAGCUGAUCCACAAAAGCUCCUGGACGAUCCGGUCAUAGCAGAAAUAGCCAAAAAUCACAGACGCAGCCCAGCACAGGUGUUGCUGAGGUACCACGUGCAGCAGGGUAUUUCAGUCAUCCCAAAGAGUGACAGGCCUCAUCACAUCCUUGAAAACACAAAGGUUUUUGAUUUUCAUCUGACUGAAGAAAAUAUGAGAGCACUGAGAGGAUUAGACCGAGGGUGGAGAGCUGUCACACUUUCAGAAGUUAGUUCUCAUCCAUACUAUCCCUUUGAUGAGGUAUCCAGCAGCAUCAAGACCUAAUAAGACUUUAAAACAGCUCAUCAACCAAAGCCAUAUCAAUCAACACUACUGAGACCAGCGUCAUGUUGAUCAGCCUACAGUAUCACACACACUGUGUACGACUUCAUCAGUGACUUGUUAACCUUUAAUGAUGGAAUCUGAUCGGGGAGACCAAUUGGAAACAAUUGAGUGUGAACAACAUAAAUCAGUAUCAUGUUUUUUUUUCACUGUAAUUAAUAAAAUACUUUGUCUAAGCAAUAUUUCA